AUGGAUGCAGGGAAAGAAAGCAACCAUGAUGAGGGAAGCGUUCUCCAAGCACAAUCCAAUGCGUCCUGCAAGCCUGAUUCACCGGAGUCAACCUCAAGAAAGGUCUUGUCCCACUUGCAGGACAGCUGGGAACCGAAGCCGGAGACAGCGCAGGAACCGAAGCCAGAGCCGGACCGGGGGCAGAAGUCGGAACCGGAGACGGACCAGGAGCCGCCGGAGCCGAAGCAGAAGUGGGAGACGGACCAGGAGCCAAAACCGGAGCCAGCGGAGACGGAGCGGCCGAAGCAGCAGAAGCCGCAGCCGGAGACGGACCAGGAGCCAAAACCGGAGCCGGCGGAGACGGAGCGGCCGAAGCAGCAGAAGCCGCAGCCGGAGACGGACCAGGAGCCAAAACCGGAGCCGGCGGAGACGGAGCGGCCGAAGCAGCAGAAGCCGGAGCCGGAGACGGACCAGGAGCCAAAACCGGAGCCGGCGGAGACGGGGCGGCCAAAGCAGCAGAAAUCGGAGCCGGAGACGGACCAGGAGCCAAAACCGGAGCUCGUAUUGCGAAAAAGGCCUUCCCGUCUCGCCGCACGUCAGCCGUCCUGGUCUCCAACACGCGGCAGACUUUAUGGCUUCAAUUUGGCGAAGUAUGGUGAGCAGUUCAAGGUGGCGCUCAAGGAGUUCGUGGAGCGCGUGUCUAACGAGCAUACCAGUAUCGUCGAACAGCCAAAAUUCCAUACGGUGAAGGAUGCGGAGGGCAACUUUCAAAGCACUUUGAAACUGAACGACAAGACACUUCUCCUCCUACCCGACCUUCGGGAGAAAACGGAAUUCGAAGGAGAGAAGUGUGCAUCCAAGAAGGAAGCAGACAACUCUGCAGCCAAGGCGUUCUGGGACGAUCCUCGUGUAUUGGAGAUAGCUAGAACACUGAAACCUUCAAGGAAGGCUCAGAAAAUCAGAGAGCACUUUGACUUUGUCAAGUGCAAGGAACAGCGCGAAGCGAAACGCAAAGCGCCUCAAGGCGACGGUUCGCUAGAAAAAGGUGGGGUGGUUGGCAGAGCUGAGAAGUCGGCAAAGUCAUUGAAGAGUAGCCCAGGAGUGGAAAGAUCCAAGUAUCUUGCAUCGAAUAGCGUGGCCUUGCUGCACUGCUUGGAAAGUGCGUUGACCUGGAAGGCCCAAGGUCGCAGAAAGAAGUGCUGGGGGCAGGAAGAUUCGACAGGAAGCACCGCGGUCACCUUUGACGAAGUGUGGGCAAACCUCAAGGCAGAUUGGCACAAUGCUAAACAGAAGGUCGAAACUGAUGGAGACCUUGAGGGACUUGACAUCGAUCCGUUGGAGCAGUCCUUUGCACGCUUGGCUGAUGAAGGGCAAGAGUACUUGGACCCGAAGAAGAUCGGGACAGCCUUGCAAACUUCCGGCAUCCACGGUGUGACAGAUGAUAUCAUGGGAAAGUGUACUAGGAGGAUACGAAAACUCGCUCAUGAAAAUGUCAGGCUAUGUUGGAGAUUAUCAGUGGACGUGCGGUGA
Messenger RNA from Cladocopium goreaui, 1509 nucleotides. Lineage: Eukaryota; Dinophyceae; Suessiales; Symbiodiniaceae. The record is from the annotation of a GenBank genome assembly.